AUGCUGCAGCUGGGGCUCAGCGUGCCCCGCUGCCCCGGGGGCGCGGCCGCCGCCUGCCCCAUGGCCGAGCCGGGCACGGGCGAGGAGCCGGGCACGGGGCCGGAGGCGCUGGGCUCAUCCCCGGUCACCAUCGUGGUCACGUCCGAGGCCGACACGUGGGACAUCGACACCUCCCCGGGCCGGGGCUGCGGGCCCUUCGUGGACUGGGCCCAGAUGCCGGAGGCGCAGGGCCCGGCGCGGAUCCCGCCGGACGUGCUGGGCCGGCCCCCGAAGGAGCUGAAGCGGCUGGCGAGGGAAGGCUGCUGGGCCGGGAGCCACGCGGGCCGGGCCCGGCUCUACCCCCGGCUCAUCCAGCGCGUCUCCUGCCGCCUCGUCACCCCCGACGCGCUCGUGUACCGGGACGUGGCCGGCCGGCUCUUCGGGCAGCGCAGCGUGAGCUCGCACCCCCUGCCCGAGUUCCUGGAGGGCUGCCCCGUGCCCACCUACUGCCUCAGCCCGCGCGGGGUCACGGCCCUGAGGAAGAUCCUCAUCUGCGUGGGCGCCCUGUUCCCCGACAUCACGCACAGCCCGCUGCUGCCGGCGCUGGCGGCGCUGCUGCUGCACUACAGCGAGGACGAGGCCCGGUGCUUCGAGAGCCUCUCGCGCCUCAUCGCCAGCAACGCUCCCCACGCCGCCUACAUCGACCAGUCCUUCCUGGCGCACCAGGCCUCCUGCAUGACCUUCGGGGACCUGGCCAGCAAGCACUGCCCCGCGGCCCACAAGCUCAUCGCCGGCGCCGCCGACAACGUGCUCGAGGUCUACUCGGAGUGGCUGUCGUGGCUCUUCCCCGGGCUGCCCUUGGCCUACGCCGUGCGCGUGCUGGACGUGUUCCUGCUGGAGGGCCAGAAGGUGCUGUACCGCAUCGGCCUGGCCCUGCUCAAGCAGUUCCGGCUCUCGGCGGCCCCGGCCGGGCCGCAGGGCUCCGACGUCAAGGCCGAGCUGCAGGCCUUCGUCAGGAACAUCGCCCAGCACGUCAGCGUGGACAAACUCCUGGAGAGAGCCUUCGGCAUCCGCCUCUUCUCCCGCAAGGAGAUCUGGCUGCUGCACAUGGCCAACAGGAAGGCCUUGGUGGAGAGGGGCAUCACCGUGGUGCAGAGGAGGCCGUCCUUCCACCUGGCCGUGGACAUGCAGAAGUUCAGCUCCAGCACGGUCACGGCACAGGAGAUGCGCCUCGUCUGGUCCUGGCUGCCCGAGCGCUUCUCGCUCUUCCCCCCGCUGCUGCUCUUCUCCACCUCCCAGGACGGCUGCAGCCUGCAGAGGUUCUACACGUGCUGUGAAGGCUACGAACCCACGGUGCUGCUCAUCAAAACCACCGAGGGGGAGGUGUGUGGGGCCUUUCUCUCCUCCGACUGGGCCGAAAGGAAGAAGAGCGGAGCCACCUCGGGCUUUUUUGGGACAGGGGAGUGCUUUGUGUUCACUGUGCGCCCCGAGGCAGAGAGGUACGAGUGGGUGCUCAUCCAGAGGCCGGAGCUGGCCAAGGCCGUGCCGCGCUCCCGGCAGCGCUCGCCUUCCCCCGCUCCCGAGUCCCUGCUCGGCUCCUCCCGGGACAGCUCCAGCCCCCAGCACCUGGCCGUGCCCUCGGCGCAGGGCAGAGGCCGCCUGUCCCCGUUCCUGGCCACCAGGCACUUCCUGCUGCCCUCCAAAACGGCCUCCAUGUUCAUGUCCGGCUCCCGGGACGGCAUCGUUAUCGGCGGAGGGGGAGGCCAAGCGCUGUCCCUGGACGCCAGCCUGCUGCGGGGACACACGGAGCGCUGCGAGACCUUCGACAACCCCCCGCUCUGCCGGGAGAACUUCCAGGUGCAACUCCUCGAGGUGUGGGGCUUCCAGAGCGCCUAG
Messenger RNA from Melozone crissalis (California towhee), 1875 nucleotides. RefSeq names its product TBC1 domain family member 24-like. The transcript is spliced from 7 exons. Bases 1 to 1875 code for a protein of 624 amino acids. The record is from RefSeq and is a predicted model, not a curated record. NCBI's taxonomy places the organism in Eukaryota, Metazoa, Chordata, Aves, Passeriformes, Passerellidae.